AUGACUACACAAAAACAGAAAGAUAAAAAAAGGAAUUUCAAAAUAUUGUUUGAAAGAAGAAUUAUUUUAUCACAUCAGAAUGAAAAACAUGUAGACAAAUCUAUGUAUGCAUUUUAUGGGAUAUGCUUAAUUAUUUUUUCCGUAUUUAUUAUUUUAUUUUCAACCAUGUUUUUUUUUUUCAAUAUGCAUCCUUAUGCUUUAUAUUAUUAUGUUAUAACGGUUGGUACUAUUCCGAUUUAUAUUUUAUACAAAUAUUUCACGUGGAUAUUUUUACAACUAUUCAAAUAUUCUUAA
Molecule: messenger RNA, 294 nt
Organism: Plasmodium gaboni
Lineage: Eukaryota; Apicomplexa; Aconoidasida; Haemosporida; Plasmodiidae
Exons: 1
Coding region: 1-294 (97 amino acids)
Source: RefSeq, a predicted model, not a curated record